Grus americana (Whooping crane) is the source of this 6980-nucleotide messenger RNA. RefSeq names its product ATPase phospholipid transporting 8A1 (gene ATP8A1). The record is from RefSeq and is a predicted model, not a curated record. Gene Ontology annotation, biological process: phospholipid translocation. Gene Ontology annotation, cellular component: plasma membrane. Lineage: Eukaryota; Metazoa; Chordata; Aves; Gruiformes; Gruidae. The transcript has 37 exons. The coding region runs from base 405 to 3899 and encodes 1164 amino acids. Gene Ontology annotation, molecular function: magnesium ion binding; ATP binding; ATPase-coupled intramembrane lipid carrier activity.
GGAAAACCCUUCGCUCGCUCGCUCCAGAAGCGGGACCGAAACCGCUCGUAGUGCCGGUGCCCGGUUAGACGCGGCGCCCCGGCAGGCGCGAGCCCGAGGGGGCGGGAGAUGGCGGCGGGACGCCGCAGGCCGAGGGGGCGGGGGGGGGAGGUGGAGUCGGUAGGUUGCGGAGGGGGCCGGCGAGCGCGGAGCGCUGGCGCCCCGGCUGUCAGUCAGGAGCGGCGGCGCGAGCAGAGGGAGGCGCAGCCGGGGCGCGAGCCUGCCGCCUCGGGCUGCCGGAGGAGCCGCCGCCGCCGGGACCCGCCGCCCUCGGCCCGGGCCUCGCUGCGGCGCGGGGCGCGCUCCGGCGUGCGGCAGGUGCAGGGCGCGGAGGCGGCCGCGCCACCGCCCCCCGCUCGGCGGCGAUGCCGGCGGUGCAGAAAACGGUGUCCGAGAUCCGCUCCCGAGCAGAGGGCUAUGAGAAGACAGAUGAUGUUUCAGAGAAAACUUCUCUAGCUGAUCAAGAGGAACUGAGAACUAUAUUCAUCAACCAGCCCCAGCUAACCAAAUUCUGCAAUAAUCAUGUCAGCACUGCAAAGUACAACAUAAUCACAUUCCUGCCAAGGUUCCUUUAUUCCCAGUUCAGAAGAGCUGCUAAUGCAUUUUUUCUUUUUAUUGCGUUACUUCAGCAAAUACCAGAUGUAUCACCAACAGGCCGUUACACAACUUUGGUCCCUCUCUUAUUUAUUUUAGCUGUAGCUGCAGUGAAGGAGAUAAUAGAGGAUAUUAAAAGGCAUAAAGCUGAUAAUGCGGUGAACAAGAAACAAACUCAAGUACUACGAAAUGGUGCAUGGGAGAUCGUCCACUGGGAAAAGGUGGCAGUAGGGGAAGUAGUGAAAGUGACCAAUGGGGAACAUCUCCCAGCUGAUCUCAUCAGUCUGUCGUCAAGUGAACCGCAAGCUAUGUGCUACAUUGAAACAUCUAACUUAGAUGGUGAGACAAACUUAAAAAUUCGACAGGGUUUGCCACUAACAUCAGAUAUAAAGGACAUAGAAAGCUUGAUGAGACUUUCAGGCAGAGUUGAAUGCGAGAGCCCAAACCGACAUCUCUAUGACUUUGUUGGAAACAUCAGACUGGAUGGGCAUGGUACUGUCCCAUUGGGAUCUGAUCAGAUUCUUCUACGAGGAGCUCAGUUGAGAAACACUCAGUGGGUUCAUGGGAUAGUUGUCUAUACGGGACAUGACACAAAACUUAUGCAGAAUUCAACAAGUCCACCUCUUAAAAUGUCUAAUGUGGAACGAAUUACAAAUAUUCAGAUUUUGAUUCUGUUCUGCAUCCUUAUUGCCAUGUCUCUGAUCUGCUCUAUUGGUACAGCUAUAUGGAAUCGAAGGCAUACUGGAAGAGACUGGUAUCUUGAUCUAAAUUAUGGUGGAGCAAGCAACUUUGGAUUGAAUUUCUUGACUUUUAUCAUUCUCUUCAAUAAUCUUAUUCCAAUCAGUUUGUUGGUUACACUUGAAGUUGUUAAAUUUAUCCAGGCGUAUUUCAUAAAUUGGGACAUAGACAUGCACUAUGAACCUACGGACACUGCUGCAAUGGCUCGUACUUCCAAUCUCAAUGAAGAACUUGGACAGGUCAAAUACAUAUUUUCUGACAAAACGGGUACCCUGACAUGCAAUGUCAUGCAAUUUAAGAAGUGUACUGUAGCAGGAGUUGCUUAUGGCCAUUGCCCUGAGCCUGAGGAUUAUAGUGUUCCUUCAGAUGAUUGGCAGGGCUCACAAAAUGGAGAAGAGAGAACAUUUAGUGACUCAUCAUUACUGGAGAAUCUUCAGAGCAAUCAUCCAACUGCACCUAUAAUAUGUGAGUUUUUGACAAUGAUGGCAGUGUGUCAUACAGCAGUUCCAGAAAGAGAAGGUGAUAAAAUCAUCUAUCAAGCAGCAUCUCCAGAUGAAGGGGCAUUGGUCAGAGCAGCCAGGCAUCUUCGGUUUGUAUUCACUGGAAGGACACCUGACUCAGUAAUCAUAGAGUCUUUGGGACAGGAAGAAAGAUAUGAAUUGCUAAACGUUCUGGAAUUUACAAGCACUAGGAAGAGAAUGUCAGUGAUAGUUCGCACACCAUCGGGAAAGUUAAGACUCUACUGCAAAGGAGCUGAUACUGUAAUUUAUGACCGUCUUGCUGAAAGUUCAAAAUACAAAGAAAUCACCUUAAAACAUCUAGAGCAGUUUGCUACAGAAGGCUUAAGAACUCUGUGUUUUGCUGUGGCUGAGAUUUCAGAAAGUGAUUAUCAAGAGUGGUUAGACGUCUAUCACCGUGCUUCUACAGCUAUACAGAACAGAGCACUCAAACUUGAGGAGAGCUAUGAACUAAUUGAAAAAAAUCUUCAGCUGCUUGGAGCAACAGCAAUUGAAGAUAAACUACAAGACAAAGUGCCUGAAACCAUAGAGACACUCAUGAAAGCAGACAUAAAAAUUUGGAUACUUACUGGGGACAAACAAGAGACUGCUAUUAACAUCGGUCACUCCUGUAAACUUUUGAGAAAGAACAUGGGACUAAUUGUUAUAAAUGAAGGCUCUCUUGAUGGAACAAGAGAGACUCUUAGCCAUCAUUGCAGUACUCUUGGUGAUGCUUUAAGGAAGGAAAAUGAUUUUGCUCUCAUCAUUGAUGGUAAAUCUCUGAAGUAUGCUUUGACAUUUGGAGUGAGACAAUACUUCCUGGAUUUGGCUUUGUCAUGUAAAGCUGUUAUUUGUUGCAGGGUAUCACCACUUCAAAAAUCUGAAGUUGUAGAAAUGGUUAAAAAACAAGUUAAGGUAGUAACUCUAGCCAUUGGCGAUGGAGCAAAUGAUGUCAGUAUGAUACAAACAGCACAUGUUGGUGUUGGUAUUAGUGGGAAUGAAGGUCUACAGGCUGCUAAUUCUUCAGACUACUCAAUUGCUCAGUUUAAAUAUUUGAAGAACUUGUUGUUGGUUCACGGAGCCUGGAAUUACAACAGAGUUGCUAAAUGCAUCUUGUAUUGUUUCUACAAGAAUAUAGUCCUUUAUAUAAUUGAGAUCUGGUUUGCUUUUGUCAAUGGCUUUUCUGGACAAAUUCUUUUUGAAAGAUGGUGCAUAGGUCUCUACAAUGUGAUGUUCACAGCAAUGCCUCCACUAACUCUUGGAAUAUUUGAGAGAUCCUGUCGAAAAGAAAACAUGCUGAAAUAUCCAGAGUUAUACAAGACUUCCCAAAACGCACUGGACUUUAAUACUAAGGUUUUCUGGGUUCAUUGUUUAAAUGGCCUCUUCCACUCAUUCAUUCUGUUUUGGUUUCCACUAAAAGCCCUCCAGCAUGGCACGGUAUUCGGCAAUGGUAAAACUUCAGAUUACCUGCUCCUCGGCAACACUGUAUACACUUUUGUGGUUCUAACUGUGUGUUUGAAGGCUGGAUUAGAGACCUCAUAUUGGACUUUGUUCAGCCAUAUAGCUAUCUGGGGCAGCAUAGCACUUUGGGUAGUGUUUUUUGGAAUCUACUCUUCUUUGUGGCCAGUCAUUCCUAUGGCACCUGAUAUGUCAGGAGAGGCAGCUAUGAUGUUCAGCUCUGGAGUGUUUUGGAUGGGACUUCUAUGUAUUCCUAUGACAGCUUUACUUUUUGAUGUAGUAUACAAAGUAGUGAAGAGAGCUACUUUUAAGACACUGGUAGAUGAAGUUCAGGAGUUGGAAGCAAAGUCUGAGGAUCCUGGGGCAGUUGUGCAUGGCAAGAGCUUAACUGAAAGAGCCCAACUACUGAAGAAUGUUUUUAAGAAGAACCAUGUGAACUUGUAUCGCUCUGACUCUCUGCAGCAAAACUUGCUUCAUGGCUACGCCUUCUCUCAAGAUGAAAAUGGAAUAGUUUCCCAGUCUGAAGUAAUAAGAGCUUACGAUACCACAAAACAAAGGCCUGAGGAAUGGUGAAGGAACACAGCUCGAGAUUUAGGCCUUACUAGUUACUUUUGUGAGACAGACUACUAGAUCUUUGCUGGGAGCUGCAACCAUGGCCCAGUUAUCAGAGAUUUAAAGAUCUAUGACAGUCUUGUUCCAUAAAGUUUGGAUUUGUGUAUUCAGUAGACAUAAGCACUGUGCAAUUAUACUGUAACACACCAUCUCUAAAUUUUUUAACAAGUAUUUGCUUAGCCUUUGUAAACAGAUUGGAAUUUACCUUGUAUCUUGCCAGCUUGCUUAUUUUACAAUGAAGUCGAAUCAAUACCGGUCAUAUACUCGGAAGGCAAUGGUCAGAUCGCUAAACAUACUUUACAUUGACAGACCAUUAGCAUCUGUGAAGGUUUUUAAGUGUUAAUAUAUUUAAAUACAGUUGAUAACAAGCCUUCGAUUUCAACGAGUGCUGAAAAAAUAGUAUCUUAAUGGUGUUAAUUCACCUCGGGAAAGAUUUUGAGUCAAGAUGUUUAUAGAUGUUUGUGUCAAGCUAACUUAAAAACGUUUGCCAAAGAAGUUCCAUAAAUGUUUUCUGUUAGAAAUAAUUUGAAAGGAAAUUAACUCCAGUCCUGAUCUGAGAAUUGCAUGCUUGAGUCUCCAUACUUGAGGAGAAAGAUUUACAGUACAGCGAGUCUAAUUUGAGUGGCCUUUACGGCAUUUGCUUUCAAAACUGCAAGUCUUUGCACCUUUGGCCUUAUACAAGCUUUUCCCUUAUUUUCUUUUAGUAUUGCAAAUGUUGAAAGUGGCUGCCACCUUGUAAAAAUCUAGUACAUGUAUUAUUUUGUUCAAUUUUUAAGAAUUGCUCUGCCUUACUUCCCUUUAGCAAAUUUUAAUUAUCAUCUUUGCGAUGCUUAGUUGUAUCUGCUUAUACUGUAGGUUCAAAAGAAAGUUUGUUUUAACUUAUUUUUAAAAAUUAAUUAAAUUUUCAACAUUUUUAUACUAAAAUUAUUUGAAAUGCAUACAUAGAGAGCAAAGCAUGCCCUUCGCUAGUCUGUGGUAUGUACUGUUUUAUUUGCACUAAAGCCACUUCCUAUAAAGGUGUGAAACACAAUGCAGCAGCCUCUUUACAACUUACUUGUUGUGCAGAAUACCUAUAUACUCUCACCUUUAAUGAAAAAUGGAGAGGAUGCGACUGGAGAAAAAGAUACAUGCCUGCUUUAUGAAAAAAAAAAAGAGGGAGGUGUUAAAUGAGAACAUUGUGAUAACUUUAAGUGGUUAUACUUGGUAUUUCUCAGCUUACCGCCCAACAGCCAUCAUGUUUCAAACUAAGAAGAGCCACUUUAACUUUGGACUUUAGUUAAAUCUUGUAGCUUUUUGGUCCAUGUUUAGUUCUGAGUUUAAAAGCCACCAUAAUUACAUUUAAAAUACAUUUUUCUGUAGUAGCAGGUUUUAAUUACAUUUCUGUGCAUUACAUAGAAAUGAUCUUUUUUUUCUGUGAAUGGAGAUCAACUAGAUGGAAAAGCAGAACAAUGACAUCCCCGCUGAUUUGUUAAAUUAAGAAUUUCCUCUUUGCUCUCCAAAUCAUCCACUUUCAACCUCAAAGUAACAAAACAUCCAAUCCCAUCUUUUUUCUGCCCUCCUUCAUUAGUCAUAUACUUAGAGAAGGUUGACUUUACCUCCUUGCCUUUCAUCCAGCUGAACACUGAACAUACAACUUUAUUGCACUAUCCAAGUUUCUUACGCUCUGUUCCAAGAGCAGCUUACAAAUACACACGGGAAGCCCAACCAAAGGCACUAUAUGACAGUACAUAUUUAGGAAGGCGUCUCAACGGGAAGGCAGUCUGCAUUUCAUAUGCAUGUUAUGCGAUGUCUUCCUCUCACUUUCCCCAACAGAAAACAGAAGACAGAGGGACAAAGGGAACGGAUCCCACUAGAAACAGUACUGCCAGUCAGUCAUGCAGACAAGAACUGCCUUCAGAAAAGCCAUUUCAGGCAUAGAUAAAUAGAUGGAUCAAUAUGGGAGGGCCAAAUCACUUGACCUAAGGCAAGAAAAAAUUUGGGGGCAUGCCCCUUUCCUAAAAUGGGGAUCCCUAUUUUCUGUCAUCCAAGGGACAAUGACCAACUUCAAAACAUUUCUGAAAUUAACCAUGACACUAUUGCUCCUUUAUAAUCUUUCAGUGUACUUAACUCAUAUAAAACAGCUCAAUCUAUACAUACUCGCUUUAUGGGUAAUUUCUUUUAUUACUGGGUGGGGUUUUUUUCUGUUCUAAAUGGUUUAAUUGCUGAUUUUGCAGAAAAGAACAUGAAGACUAGAAUACAUUGUAAAAUAUUUACAACGAGAAACUUACAUGAUCUCUUAUUCUUCCUAUGAAAUAAAAUUCUGUCUCACCGUUGUAAUCCAGAUUGUGGAAAAUAACACGCAGUAUAUCCCCAGUUUAACUAUCUUAAAAAGGAAGAAAGCAACUGAAACAGCUCUAAGAUCCUAAAUUUAGAAUGUAAUUUAAGGUUUUUAAGGUAGUCUUACUACAGCAUUUCAUCCUUAAGUCUUUACAGAAUUUGAAGCAGUAUUUUUACAAAGUGCAUUUUUUGUUUUUAUUACUUCUGAUGGGUUUUGCUCCUGUGUCUACUUUUUCUGCUAAUUAGUGGUUGGAAGAUACCACUUUUUGGAAAUAGUAAAAAAGACAAGGUGGCAAUUCUAACUAUGUUUUUUGAUUGCUUAUACAAUUCCAUUUUAAAAUAUAAGCUCAUCUUAGCAUUUUUAAAACAGGUCAAGUAUACAAUAUGCACUUUAUUUUCAUGAUGAGUACACAGUGAUAUAAUCUACUACCAUCCUGUUAGCACAUCGUAUCUUUGUUAAGGGGAUUGUGCAGAUGUUUAUUUAAAGAAAAAACAGUUUAGGCAAAAAUGCUCGUAACAAUGCCUCUGUUCUUAUUGUCUGAAAAUUCAAAUUUGUAUUAAAUAUAGAAUUCGCAUGGACUUUUCCAUCUGUGUACUGCAUAACAAUUACAAACUAGUAUUAAAAAUGUCCAUCAAAAAGUUGAACCAGUGCCACUUAGAAAUCGGAUAUCUUAUAAAUACUGUUGCUUGAUUAUUUUUAAAUAGAUACAUAUAUAUAUAUAUAUA